AUGGCACGCGGCCGAGAGCGGCAGGACCGUACCCCUUCCCCGAUGGCGAGGGUCCGCGUCGACGGCACCUCCGACAUGAUGCUGGCAGAGUUCAGCGACGUCGGCUGGGAAACCCGGGCCAUGCGCCAGCGGCAGGCGCAGAUUACCAUCCGCGUCCGGAGGCUGGUGCGCGCCGAGCAGAACCGCACCGUCAGCAUGCUGGAGCGCUGCCUCUGCGGGCUGGUUUUCAAGAACCUCUGCAGGCAGCCCUUCGCCAAUCUGCCCCUCGUGGGCGGGGGGUCCGCGGGGCGUAAGCUCACGCGCGAGUAG
Prorocentrum cordatum is the source of this 309-nucleotide messenger RNA. The record is from the annotation of a GenBank genome assembly. NCBI's taxonomy places the organism in Eukaryota, Dinophyceae, Prorocentrales, Prorocentraceae.